Histoplasma capsulatum G186AR is the source of this 336-nucleotide messenger RNA. RefSeq names its product uroporphyrinogen decarboxylase HEM12. Lineage: Eukaryota; Fungi; Ascomycota; Eurotiomycetes; Onygenales; Ajellomycetaceae. Bases 1 to 336 code for a protein of 111 amino acids. The record is from RefSeq and is a predicted model, not a curated record. Gene Ontology annotation, cellular component: cytosol. Gene Ontology annotation, molecular function: uroporphyrinogen decarboxylase activity. Gene Ontology annotation, biological process: heme biosynthetic process. The transcript has 3 exons.
AUGUCGCAUCAAUUCGAACCCCUUAAAAACGAUCUUCUGCUAAGGGCCGCUCGAGGCGAAAAGGUUGAACGCCCACCAAUAUGGGUUAUGCGGCAAGCCGGCCGCUACCUCCCUGAAUACCACCAAGUCAAGGGCCAACAUGACUUCUUCGAAUGUUGUCGCUCCCCCGAAAUCGCCUCGACCCUCACCUUACAACCCAUCGAGCGCUACGCAGGGCUCAUUGACGCUGCCAUAAUCUUCUCCGACAUCCUCGUCAUCCCCACAGGCCAUGGGCAUGACUGUCGAGAUGAUCGACAAGAAAGGCCCCAGCUUCCCCUCACCCCUAAAAUCUCCUGA